Messenger RNA from Anneissia japonica, 527 nucleotides. RefSeq lists its product as uncharacterized. The transcript has 2 exons. The record is from RefSeq and is a predicted model, not a curated record. Lineage: Eukaryota; Metazoa; Echinodermata; Crinoidea; Comatulida; Comatulidae. Bases 92 to 421 code for a protein of 109 amino acids.
GAAGUCUAUUUUACAAACCAGUCGAAUGAAAAUAAUACUCAACGAAAAUUCGUGCUCAACGAAAUGAACCAGUCGAAUAAGCAAGCAAGAAAUGAUAGUCUUUCGAAAAUAUUAUUUCAAAAGCGAUAAUUUUUUUUCCAACUUAGAUUUUUUUAUCCAUAAAACCCCAAUGGAUGCUGAGAAAGUCCUACAGCUGAUUUUUGAUGAUAGCGAGAGCGACGAAGAGGAGUUACAAGGCGAGCUUUUUCAAGGCAGGAACGGCAACGACGACGAGCGGGAGAGAAGCGCUAGCAGCAGUGAGGAGGACGAUGGAGAAGACGAUCCACUUGGGCCUAGACAGCAACGAAUGGUGGACAGAUUCGAAUGGAAGGAUCGUGCUUAUGACGAUGCUUGGUUAGAAAGUGACGUAAAACUCAGUUGAAGUGAGCGAUCUCUAAAAACGUCAAAAAAAGUGCAGUUCUGCAAAAUUAAUCCGGCUGCGAAACUAUAGUAUUAUCAGGAAAUUUGGUAAGCUAUCUUAAGGUGUA